AAGCUGCUCACGAAUCAUUAGAUAAUAUUACACAAAUACGAAGCUAAAGUCAUUAUCAAGACUAAAAGUGGAAUAAUUUAAACAGACACUGCUGUCAAUAAAUGGUCGACUGUGAAAGCAUAAAUUAACAGAUUUGUUGCAGAUAUUUAUAGUCAAUGAAGUAAAACAGUGUUAUUCCCUUUCUGUAAUAAAAUACUAAUAUCCAAAGAUAAAAGUGUAUCAUUAAUGUGAUGCUCCCUGUUGUAAGUUGUCCUUUUGAAAACCCAUGAAUGUAAAAUCCUACGUUUUCCUUUCUGUCUGUGCUAAAAUAAUAAAAGAAGGGGCCUUAUCUAAUAUGUUUAUUAAUUAGUGUCCAUAGAUACCAGCCAACAUCCUAGCUUUUAUUAACAACAAGUCAUGAGAGCGUUGUAUGUUUUAUGUAUCACAUGACCAUGACCAAUAUAGUAUGUCUAAUUGAGAUUGGUUUAAAAACACUGAUUGUGAGACCGUCCCUCACUUUCCACUGGAUAACUCAUCCCAGCCUGUUUGGACUCUGUCUGCUUUUAAGAAGUAAAGGAAUUUUUGCCAUAAACUUAAUGUUUUGCACCAGCUACGGCUUAAAACUUUUAAACUGAUCAUUAAAAUCCUUUAGAAAAUGGCGCCAGGAUUUUCCAGUUGUCACUAUCGUGACGUUUCUCCUUCCAUCUCCUUUUCUGGAUCUGGAUUCAUGUCCACCUACCAGUUAGGGGUUGCCCAGUGCUUCCUCACUCAUGCACCGUGGAUACUGCGCACGGCACCUUGUGUCCUGGGUGCAUCGGCAGGGUCUCUGGUAGCAGCUGCCGUGGUCUGUGAUAUGAGCUUGAUUACUAUUCGGGAUGAGAUGCUGCAUUUUGCCAAACAGAUGAAGGCUUUCACACUUGGACCGUUUAACCCCUCAAUCAAUGUGUUCCGCUGGUUAGAGCGUAUCUUAAACAAAUAUCUUCCUUCUGAUGCACACAAACUGGCCAACGGGCGUCUUUCUGUGUCUAUGACACGCCUGAGUGAUUGCAAGCAUAUUGUGAUGUCUGAGUUCCAUUCCAAAGAGGAUGUAUUGCAGGCUUUACUAUGCAGCUGCUUUGUGCCUGUGUACUGUGGUAUGCUGCCUCCAACCUUCAAAGGAGUAUAUUACGUGGACGGGGGUUUCACCAGCAUGCAGCCAGUGGCGCCUGUACCCCACAGUCAAACAUUGACAGUGUGUCCAUUCUCUGGAGAGAUAGACAUAUGUCCCACCGACACACCGUGCAUGUGGGACAUGGUGGUGAGUGGCAGCACCUUGAAGGCUAACAAGGCGAACAGCAUCAGGAUCGUUAAUGCUCUCUACCCCAUGAACUUAGAGACUCUGGAACAAGCCUACCACAGUGGCUACAAGGAUGCUAUUCAUUUCCUUCAGUGCAACGAUAUCGUCUCAUAUUUGAUUAUACAGAAAGAGCCCGAACUGCCCCUUAACUGUAACCAAACAAGGAUGAAUCUGGAGAUUGCCAGAGAGGAAGAUGAGGAGAUGAAAGUGGAAAAGGAAAAGGAGGCUAAACAUAUUCAGAGGGAAAGCCCUACUGAGGAGGAAUUGUACAGAGCUCCACCAAAUAAAGAACCUCUUCACCAGUUUGAAAUGGUACACAAUGUUCUGCUGGCCAACCUGGUGACCUAUCUGAGCAUGAUUGGACUCCCUGCAAGAAUCGUGUCCUACCUGCUCAUAACUCUCAUGCUGUCGUUUGGCCCACUGUUCCAAAUUAGGCACAGACUGGAGUUGUUCUUCUGGCAGGUGGCUGAGUUGGGGUUCUGGGCUUGGCAAGGCCUGAGACAUUUUACGUUCUUCUUUUUCAACACAUGUGUCUGUACCAUUAAGAAUAACUUACAAAACCGGGUGAUGCCUGCCGUCCUGCUGGUGCAGUGGCUGAUUAGAAAACGGCACGAGGCUUCAUAGAGGCACGCUGUUUCUCAAUGUAACUGUUCUUCUUCUGCCCAUUGAGAAGAUGUUGUUCCCCAUCACAGGAUACAAAUAAUUACAGUAUAUGUAGAGAGAACUGCUGACUGAAAUGUAAACACUGUAUUCUUUGUAUCGAUGAUCAUAUGCAUUUAGUAAAGUUAAACGUGUUUGAGUGCAUGUUGCCAUUUAAAAAGAAAAAUUAAAUGUCCGGAAGGUUCACUUUUGUUUGAUUUAAAGGGGCUUUAUUUUAUAUGUGACAGAUAAUCCAAUCCACUGGCCCUGUGUCUUACAGGGCUGCUAUUUGAUGUGUUUGCUUCAGACAUUUUCAGACAUCCACGCAAGCUUACAUGACUAAAUACUGGCUUUGCACAUUUGUUUUGUUCUUUUUGGUUACUUUGUAAAUAAAUUGGUAUUUAUUACUUU
Messenger RNA from Cyclopterus lumpus (lumpfish), 2365 nucleotides. RefSeq names its product patatin-like phospholipase domain-containing protein 2. The coding region runs from base 635 to 1939 and encodes 434 amino acids. Gene Ontology annotation, molecular function: triacylglycerol lipase activity. Gene Ontology annotation, biological process: triglyceride catabolic process; lipid homeostasis. The transcript has 9 exons. Gene Ontology annotation, cellular component: cytoplasm; membrane; lipid droplet. The record is from RefSeq and is a predicted model, not a curated record. Lineage: Eukaryota; Metazoa; Chordata; Actinopteri; Perciformes; Cyclopteridae.